AUGGAAAAUCAGAAUAAUGUUACUGAAUUUAUUCUCUUGGGACUUUCUAGGAACAAGAAAGUCCAGAUCCUCUGCUUUUUAUUUUUCUUACUCUGUUACCUAGCUAUCUGGCUGGGUAAUCUGGUUAUUAUGGCUUCUAUCACCCGCAGUCAGCUAAUUAACCAGCCCAUGUACUUCUUCCUUAAUUACCUUGCCCUCUCUGACCUCCUCUACACCUCCACUGUGACACCCAAACUAAUGACUGACUUACUGACAGAGAAGAAGGUCAUUUCCUAUAAUAACUGCAUGACCCAGCUGUUUACCACACACUUCUUUGGAGGGGUCGAGGUCUUCAUCAUCACAGGAAUGGCCUACGACCGCUAUGUGGCCGUCUGCAACCCACUCCACUAUGCCGCCCUCAUGAAUAGGCAAAGAUGCAACUCAAUUCUCAGAGCAUCAUGUGCGGGUGGGUUUCUGCACUCCCUUGGCCUGUUUCUUCUCACAAUUUUUUUACCGUUCUGCGGUCCCAAUGAAAUAGAUCACUAUUUCUGCGAUGUAUAUCCUUUGUUGAAACUGGCCUGCAUUGAUACACACCAAAUUGGUUUCUUAGUCAUUGCCAAUUCCGGCUUGAUGGGACUGGUGAUCUUCGUGGUUUUGAUGGCCUCCUACUGUAUGAUAUUGUAUAACGUGAGAGCGUAUUCUGCAGAGAACCGCCACAAAGCACUUUCCACUUGCAGCUCCCACAUCACAGUUGUGAUCCUGUUUUUCGCACCUGUCAUCUUUGUUUACAUUAGACCUGCCACAACUUUACCGGAAGAUAAAGUGUUCACCCUCUUCUACACAAUUAUUGUCCCCAUGCUCAAUCCUCUUAUCUACACCCUUAGAAACACAGAGAUGAAAAAUGCCAUAAGGAAAGUUUGGUGCAAUGGAAGGUUUUGGAAAGAGAAGUAA
Messenger RNA from Suricata suricatta (meerkat), 930 nucleotides. Its product is annotated as olfactory receptor 4P4-like. Gene Ontology annotation, biological process: G protein-coupled receptor signaling pathway. NCBI's taxonomy places the organism in Eukaryota, Metazoa, Chordata, Mammalia, Carnivora, Herpestidae. Gene Ontology annotation, molecular function: G protein-coupled receptor activity; olfactory receptor activity. The transcript has a single exon. The coding region runs from base 1 to 930 and encodes 309 amino acids. Gene Ontology annotation, cellular component: membrane. The record is from RefSeq and is a predicted model, not a curated record.